This is a messenger RNA of Dentiscutata erythropus, 1064 nucleotides long. Lineage: Eukaryota; Fungi; Glomeromycota; Glomeromycetes; Diversisporales; Gigasporaceae. The record is from the annotation of a GenBank genome assembly.
ACCUUGACAAAUAUGAAGAAGGCAUCAUAAUAGCUUCACAUUGUCUUGACCGAAAUAUAAAUCAAAUGUAUGAUAUUAUGCAACAACUUUUAAGAGAAACUAAUUUCGAUAAUGUUGAAAAGUUGCGUACUAUUAUUUAUGGUAAUGCAACCAAUAUGAUGAAUUCUGUUGUGGAAUCUGGGCAUGCGUACGCGAAAACAUUUGCAGCUUCACGAAUUGCCCCAGCCAUGGGUAGUUCUGAAAUUUAUGGUGGAAUGACACAAGUUUAUUUUAUGAAUAAAUUAGCAACGACUGAAGAUUUUCAAAGCAUUAUUAACAAAUUGAAGGAAAUAUCUUCAUAUUUACUAAGCAAACCAUCACUGCAAGUUGCAAUCACUUGUGAUGCAGAAGCUGUUGACCAGAAUGAAGUUAUGUUAAAAAAGUUUUUAACGAGUUUUCCAGAUGUUACUAAAAGUAAUAGUCAUGCCUUUGAACAACCAAAAUUUCAGAUGUCACCCGAAAAAGCAUUUUUCCCAUUACCUUUUGCGGUAAAUUUUUCUGCAAAAUGCUUUCGUGGCAUACCCUAUACACAUCCCGAUGGCUCUAAAUUACAGGUUCUUGCAUCUUUAAUGAAAACACAUUACUUACAUCGUGAAAUAAGAGAAAAAAAUGGUGCAUAUGGUGGUGGUGCGAUGUACUCUCCUGCAAGCGGCAUAUUUUCGUUUUUUUCAUAUCGGGAUCCCAAAACCUUGGAAACUUUAGAGACUUAUAAACAAGCAAUUGAUUGGGUAGCGAAUCGGAAGUUUAGUCAACAGGAAAUGGGUGAAGCGAAAUUAUCAAUAUUUCAGAGUAUAGAUGCACCAAUAAGUGUUGCACAAGAAGGCUUAAUAUAUUUUGAGGACCGGAUUAAUGAUGAUAUGAGACAAUUACGUCGUGAACAAUUGUUAUCAGUUACAGAGGAUGACAUUAAAGAGGCAGCGAAAAUUUUAGAGCAACAAGAACGUUCAAAUUGGAGUUCUGUUGCGAUUAUUGGAGAAGGUAAACCAGAAAUUUUAGAAGGUGGUAAAUGGAAAGUUUAUCAAUGA